This is a messenger RNA of Cuscuta europaea, 1541 nucleotides long. The record is from the annotation of a GenBank genome assembly. Lineage: Eukaryota; Viridiplantae; Streptophyta; Magnoliopsida; Solanales; Convolvulaceae.
ACACAUACAAGUUAGUUUAGUCUUUAUGUGAUAGGUUGUUAAUAUGUUACUAUGUUCUUUCAACUAAUUUAUUUUUAAGUGAUAACACCAUCAUUCUUCAUCCCUGUGAGCUCGUGUGAUGGUUAAUAAGCCAAACCAGAUCGGAAGUUGUUAUUUCGCAGAGCACGUCGGCUUAUGGCUGCAACUCGCUGGACUAUCAAUUCUCUAAGAAGCGUUUAUCUUGCUCGUGUGGCCGGCUCAUGGAGGAAUAUAUCUUCAAAACCUUUACAGGCUAAGGAAAUGGUGGCGUCCAGGGUGCGCCGCCGCGACACAGACCACGAGCUUAGGAGCUUGAUUUUCAACAGCGCAUGCCAACGGCGGAGUGCCACCAUCGUACUCCAUAAAUGGAUGAACGAAGGCCACAAAAUUUCGGCUUUUCAGCUUCGGUGUGUGUAUAGGCAGCUAAUCAAACGCCGUCGUUUUGGCGCAGCUGUAGAGAUCCUAAUCUGGAUGGAAUCUCAAGACAGUUCUUCCAUGUCUCCUUCUGAUUACGCAAACAGGUCAGAAUUGACCAUUAAAAUGUACGGUUCAAAAGCUGCGGAAGAGCAUUUUGAAAAUCUGCACACUUCCAUUUCAAAGAAAGCUUCUUGUCUUCCUCUUCUCCAUUGUUAUGUUAAAGAAAGAUGCACUGAGAAGGCAUAAGCACUAAUGGCAAAGAUGAACAACAUGGGGUUUGCUGUGACUUCUCAGCCCUUUAAUGAGAUGAUGAAACUAUAUAUGGCCACAUCUCAGUACACCAAAGUCCUAUCUGUCAUCCUCCAAAUGAAGCAAAACUGUAUACCCCUAAAUGUUCUCUCUUAUAACUUAUGGAUGAGUGCUUGUGGAAAUAUGAGUGGCAUUUCAUCCGCAGAGAGUGUGUACAAAGAAAUGAUCGAUGAUCUGACUGUUGACCUAGGGUGGACCUCUUUGUGCACAUUAGCUGAAAUUUACCUAAAAUCCGGACUUGUGCAAAUUUUGGUGCUCGAGCUUGCAGAAAAGAAAUUAUCCACCUGUAACCGCCUUGCUUAUUUCUUUAUAAUUACGAUUUAUACUUCUUUAAACAACAAGGAAGGAGUGCUCAGGCUUUGGGAAGCUUCUAAAGGUGUGGGAGGAAGAAUGACUUGUGCCAAUUACAUGUGCAUGAUUUCAUCUUUGGUGAAGCUCGGCGAGAUCGAGGAGGCCGAGAGUGUUUUUCGAGAAUGGGAGUAUCAGUGUAGGACAUAUGAUGUCCGGGUUCCCAAGAUUCUUCUAGGUGCAUAUAUGAGGAAUGGAUUGACAGAAAAAGCUGAGUUACUAUGUCUUCACAUACUAGAGAGAGGCGGAAUUCCAAAUUAUAAGACUUGGGAAAUACUUAUGGAGGGUUGGGUUAGAAGCCGGGAUUUGUCAAAAGACUAGUUUUAUGUUCACUUGCAAUUUCCUUUCAACAAGAUUGAAACUUUUGAAGAUGAACCACACAUGAUUACCUAAACAUGUACAUUAAGAGCCUAGCAUAGUUAAUCAGUUAGUGUAUCCAUAAGACUUUU